AUGCCGCCAGCACAGAUGACCAGAAAGGCCUGCGACGUCUGCUACCGCAAGCGGAUUCGGUGCGACGGUCAAAAGCCCCGGUGUUCUCACUGCGUUCUGUACAAAUCCGACUGCACGUUUCAAGCUACGAGCCGUAAAGCUGCCAUCAGGAAAAAAGCCAGUGGUCCUACGGCGGCUUUGCAGUCUCAGGUGCAAUCGCUUGAGACGAGUGUUGACGAAGCACAGCAAAGAAUAAAGGAGCUUGAAGCACGAUUGACACAGAAAAGCAGCAGUCGAAGUGAUCAGCCCCAGCUUGGUGAACAUGACGUCAGCUACUCUGCAAGAGCUUCUCUCGAUUUAGGUCUCGAGUUACCUCCUCAACACGAGGUCUUAUCAGGAGUCAACAAGUUCCUUGCAACCUUCAACACUAUCCUACCCCUCUUUGAUCCACAGAGACUCCUAUCUCGGAGCCAAAAAGAUAUCAGUAUUGACUGGCCAUCAGCUACACCUGCUGACGGAGCUGGUAUGCUCUACACAGCUGAUGAUUCGUCUAACUUCAACUUCUUUCUGUCACGUGUGCAGCUUGCGCAUAUCCAAGGCCAAGUCUACGAAGCAAUGCUAUCCAAGUCCCCCACCGCAUCAGAUGUCUACGUCCGUCUAGAUAACGUGGCUCGUAUACACCAAAUGCUAGAUGAUUGGCUUGCCCGUAUACCUUCAGAGUUUUCUGCUAGUGCCAUUACCGAAAGCGGGAACACAAACCUACAGAGGGCUUUUGGUGUUUUGUACUCAAGCCACCUCACCUGUCGAAGUGUCGUCUGCAAGGCUCAUGCCAUGGAAGCACAAUGGAUACCAAGUCUUCGAGACUUUGGAAGAAAGGCUGUAGAGCAAGGGAUAGUCGCAACUCCACGGUUGCCAGUUGGUUGGCACAAACUUGUCCAUGAAUCUCGCGAGUACAUCGAACUGUUCAUAGCCAUUGAUCAUAAAGAUCCUGCAUUUAUUUGGUAA
This is a messenger RNA of Fusarium subglutinans, 984 nucleotides long. Its product is annotated as transcriptional activator Mut3p. Gene Ontology annotation, biological process: regulation of DNA-templated transcription. Lineage: Eukaryota; Fungi; Ascomycota; Sordariomycetes; Hypocreales; Nectriaceae. The record is from RefSeq and is a predicted model, not a curated record. The transcript is spliced from 3 exons. Gene Ontology annotation, molecular function: zinc ion binding; DNA-binding transcription factor activity, RNA polymerase II-specific. Bases 1 to 984 code for a protein of 327 amino acids.